AUGGCAGUCAUCAGCUGGAAGUUAUGGAAAGACAUAUGUUGUGUUGUCUUUAGUAACAAAAUCUCUACUCCUAAUCAACUCUUACAUAGAAUUAAUAAGUUCAUUAGCGACUCUAAAUCUGUCUGCAUGUCUAAUCCCCAGUAUACUAGAAAGGCUCUUAAUAUUAAAUGGUUACCUCCACCAGUGGAUGUUGUUAAAUUGAAUACUGAUGAAUCUUUCUGUCAUGUAACUAAAAAGGGUGGAUAUGGACUGAUUUUUCAGAAUUUUGCAGGUACUCACUUAGCCUCAGCCUGCAAGUACUAUCAAGUAGCAUCGGGACCUAAACAACUCGAAUGCUUGGCGGUUCUGGAGUCAUUAAAGUUUGCAAUAAGGUGGAAGUUUAAAAUGAUUGACAUUGAAGUUGAUUACCAAGCUCUAGCUAGAGAAAUCCAGGGGGAAGAAUCUGAUGUUCCUUGGGAGUCAAGAGGGAUUGUUGAUGACAUUAAGUUUCUUUUACCUUCUUUUGAUUUAUGGUCAUGUAAGCACACAAAUAGACAGGCUAAUAAGUGUGCAGAUAGUCUUGCUAAACAUGGUAUAAAGGAAGGUAUCUCUGAUACUUGGUUUGGAAAACCCCCUUCAUUCUUUUUAAACAAUAUUCAGCAUGACUGUGCUUAUUAA
This is a messenger RNA of Papaver somniferum (opium poppy), 657 nucleotides long. RefSeq lists its product as uncharacterized. The coding region runs from base 1 to 657 and encodes 218 amino acids. Lineage: Eukaryota; Viridiplantae; Streptophyta; Magnoliopsida; Ranunculales; Papaveraceae. Gene Ontology annotation, molecular function: nucleic acid binding; RNA-DNA hybrid ribonuclease activity. The record is from RefSeq and is a predicted model, not a curated record. The transcript has a single exon.